Dentiscutata erythropus is the source of this 225-nucleotide messenger RNA. The record is from the annotation of a GenBank genome assembly. NCBI's taxonomy places the organism in Eukaryota, Fungi, Glomeromycota, Glomeromycetes, Diversisporales, Gigasporaceae.
AUGCCUUGUCAUGGAAAUACAAUUGUGAGAAUUAGUCAGGUUUGGCAAACUUGUAAUGAUGAUUUGAAGUUGGUUGCUAUAUGGGCAGUUGGUGUUUUUCCUGUCGAGAGUGAUAGAUGUGAGUUAGAUCUGUCUUUAUUCAUUCCAACGGAUAAUGAAGAUAGGGAUCCUAAUUCACAGUUGAUUUUCGAAUUAAAUAAGUAUUAUUGUGUUAGUGGAAAAGUU